Molecule: messenger RNA, 1595 nt
Organism: Xyrauchen texanus (razorback sucker)
Lineage: Eukaryota; Metazoa; Chordata; Actinopteri; Cypriniformes; Catostomidae
Product: potassium voltage-gated channel subfamily F member 1-like
Exons: 2
Coding region: 119-1492 (457 amino acids)
Biological process (GO): potassium ion transmembrane transport; protein homooligomerization
Cellular component (GO): voltage-gated potassium channel complex; membrane
Molecular function (GO): voltage-gated potassium channel activity
Source: RefSeq, a predicted model, not a curated record
CUCGUCUUUACUUUGGUUGCGCCCUUUCGGAUUUAUUCUCUCCAAACGGAGAUCAUGCAGUUGAACUCAGAAGCUUAAUGAGACUUUCUUUACAGAUUGAGGUGCAAAAAUCGUUGAAAUGUGGGAGUUACCGAGGAGUCGUAACAGCUCAGAGGGGAGCGAGGAGACUAAAAUUGCUGUAAAUAUCGGUGGUGUCAAACAGUUUCUCUACGGGGACCAGCUGAACCGAUAUCCUGAAACACGUUUGGCGGAGCUGGCGAACAGUUCCAUGGAUUGUGCACAAGAUCUCUCUGCGCUCUGUGAUGACUACGACGCUUCAAAGCGAGAGUUUUACUUUGACAGAGAUCCGGAGGUGUUCAGAUGCAUAAUGGAACUUUAUUACUAUGGAGAGAUUCAUAUGAAACGAGGAAUCUGCCCCAUGUGUUUCAUGAGAGAGAUGGACUUUUGGGGCAUCGAUGCAGACUAUCUGGACGAAUGUUGCCAGGUUAGUCUAAACGAGGUGGAAACUGAACUGGCAGAAAUCACGGAGAAGGUCAAGACCAUCCUGAAUGACCUGGAGGGUGAUGCCACAGCCACAAAAGGCCAGAGGUGCCAAGCGUUCCUGUGGAAGCUCAUGGAGAAACCAGAGUCCUCCUUAGCUGCGUACAUCAUGGCUGUGGUGUCUUUCCUCUUCAUCUUGCUUUCCUCUGUGGUCAUGUGCAUGGGCACCAUCCCGGAGCUGCAGGUGCAGGACCCUGAGGGGCGCCACAUGGAACACCCAACCCUUGAGUCCAUUGAGACUGCUUGCAUCAUCUGGUUCACCGUGGAAUACAUUCUGCGUCUCGUCUCCUCUUCGAACAAGCGGCGCUUUGUGCUUUCCUUCAUGAAUAUAAUAGACUUUAUGGCCAUCAUGCCUUUCUAUGUGGUGUUAAUUCUUACACACUUAGGGACUUCUGUGAUGGAGCUGGCCAACGUGCAGCAAGCAGUGCAGGCGUUACGCAUCAUGCGCACUGCGCGUAUCUUCAAACUGGCGCGCCACUCCUCGGGUCUACAGACUCUCACCUAUGCGCUUAAGAGCAGCUUUAAAGAGCUGGGCCUGCUGCUUAUGUACAUGGUCGUGGGAAUUUUCCUGUUCUCUGCACUGGGGUACACAAUGGAGCAAAGCCACCCGGAAACCAUGUUCACCAGCAUCCCACAGUCCUUUUGGUGGGCUAUCAUUACUAUGACCACUGUAGGUUAUGGAGACAUCUAUCCUAAAACCACACUGGGCAGGUGUAAUGCCGCUGUCAGUUUUCUGUGUGGUGUGAUGGCUAUUGCGUUGCCAAUCCAACCGAUCAUUAACAACUUUGUGAUUUUUUACAGCAAGCAGCGUGUGCUUGAAACCGCUGCCAAACACGAGAUUGAACUCAUGGCAUUACGCGCAAAGGAGGAAGUGUGCAAGUGCCAUGAUGCUGGAGAAAAGGCAUUGCGGAGGACAAGCAGUUCUCUGUGUCACUCUGCUGUGAGUGAGUGACACAUACAGUAUAUUCCAUUAAUUGGUGAUACAACAAAAUCUGUGUUCAAAUGCCAGCCUGUCAUCAAAUACAGGGACAACUAGAGCAUGAUUUGAUCUUGGU